This is a messenger RNA of Oryzias melastigma (Indian medaka), 3937 nucleotides long. It is a transcript of the gene tfap2a, whose product is annotated as transcription factor AP-2 alpha. NCBI's taxonomy places the organism in Eukaryota, Metazoa, Chordata, Actinopteri, Beloniformes, Adrianichthyidae. Gene Ontology annotation, molecular function: DNA-binding transcription factor activity, RNA polymerase II-specific; RNA polymerase II transcription regulatory region sequence-specific DNA binding. The record is from RefSeq and is a predicted model, not a curated record. The coding region runs from base 1400 to 2671 and encodes 423 amino acids. Gene Ontology annotation, biological process: regulation of transcription by RNA polymerase II; regulation of cell population proliferation; anatomical structure development. Gene Ontology annotation, cellular component: nucleus. The transcript has 7 exons.
AGUGUCUGUAUGCAGUGGCGGAUUAUUGUUUUGAACAUAGUCAAAGUUAGGCAGAAAUAUCGGCGCCUAGUUUGAGAGUGGAGAAGCCAGUCAAACGUGUUUUUUUUUCUUUUUACGCACACGCGUCCUGCGAAGAUAGGAACGGUCAGAGCUGAUUAAAAAAAAGAAAAUAAAUAGUCGUUUGUGUAAAGUAUAUGUUUAUAUUUUUCUUGGUUGCUUCCUGCAUAGAUAAUAAAAUGUUUAGCUUUGCAUUUGAAGUCUGGUUUUAUCUUAUUGUUUCGUGUUUUUGGAGACAGGAAGGUAAGGGAAGCCGUGCGUAAAAAGUUCGUUAAGACGCCGGAUCCAGCGGGCCGAUCUUUAGAGCGCAUUUUUAUUUUUUGUAUUUUUUUCCCCCUCGCUUUUCCGGGUUAAAGUUAAAGCUAGCCCGCGCUGCUCUGUAAAUCGGAGCCGAAGAAGAACCGGUUGGAUUAAAAUCGUUGGAAUCGAAAGCGGGAGAGAGAGCCAUGGAGGACGGCUCCGUGUCGGAGUCUGAGGCAGAAAACAAAGGGGCAGACGGUCGGAAUGAGCCGAUCGGCGCGUCUCCUGCCGGAUUUUCACCCACUUCAGAGGUGCACAUUAUUUCCCCUCCUCUCGCUCCUUCUGCCUCCUUUCAUUCCUGCCUUUCUUUCACUUUUGCGCUUUGGCCCUGGAACUAUUUCCAAACGCGCCCCCUCCUCCUCCUCCCCCUCUCUCUGAUUCGUCAGGCGAGUGAAUGUCCCUCUUUUUGUCUCCACUCCCCUCUCCCUCUUUCUCUCUCCCUCCCCAUCCCUGAUUAGAUAUACUGAUUCCUCCUUUCAAUGGACGUCAUUUAAGCGUAGACUCCUGCCUUGAGUUGCGUCCUCUGCUUCACGCCAGAUUUCCGACCAUUCUUUCCUUAUUAUUUAGGAUUCCUGUAAUAUUAAUGGUCGCGAAUGUGUUCCAUUAGGAGUCCAAGCUGGAGAAGCGGCUCUUUUGGCUAAUAUGAGCUCAAGCGAGGGGACGGUAGCACUGUGAUAGAAGCCGGGGGAGCUCAGAGAAAAGAGGGGCUGCCAAGAGAAACUUUUUCAGCCCGAAUCCACCAGCAGCGCCGCGUCUUUUUUAUUUUUGUAUUUUUAUUUUUUUUCUUCUCACACCCCUCCUGAUUUUGUAGACGCAAAUGAGGGGCGCCUCGGAUCUUACCUUUUACUUCUGAUGGAUUAUCGUCCUGCUGUUGAGGCACAUAUCUGAUCUCCGGGGCCAUCGCGAUCGCGCAGGAGAGAGAAGAGUCUUCUCGGGGGGCUUUUUUCUCCUCCUUUCUUUGCUGGCUGAUUUCCCCGUGUUUUUGAACUGAUUGUUGUUGGGGUUUUUUUCUCUGUUGAGUCGUACCAAAAAAUCCUUACAGAUGUUAGUACACAGUUUUUCCGCGAUGGACCGUCACGACGGCACCAGCAACGGCACAGCCAGGCUACCUCAGCUGGGCAGCGUGGGCCAGAGUCCGUACACGAGCGCGCCUCCGCUCUCCCACACGCCGAACUCAGACUUCCAGCCCCCGUACUUCCCACCGCCCUACCAGCCCAUCUACCCGCAGUCUCAGGACCCGUACUCGCACGUCAACGACCCUUACUCCCUGAACUCCCUGCACGCCCAGCCGCAGUCGCAGCACCCGGGCUGGCCGGGGCAGAGGCAGAGCCAGGAGAGCGGCCUGCUGCACCAGCACCGCAGCCUGCCACACCAGUUGUGCCGGGAGUACCGCAGGGAAGUGCUCCUACCGUCCGGCCACGGCAUCGAAACAGGACUGUCGGACUCUAUCCAAAUCCAUGGAAUACCUCACCCUUUAGAUGACGUUCAGCCUGAGGAUCAAGGAAUUCACAUUCCAGACCAGACUGUAAUUAAAAAAGGUCCAGUGUCUUUAUCCAAGAACAACAGCGUCUCCGCCAUCCCCGUAAAUAAGGAUGGUCUUUUCGGAGGAGUGGUUAACCCAAACGAGGUGUUCUGCUCGGUUCCGGGUCGCCUGUCUCUCCUCAGCUCCACAUCAAAAUACAAGGUCACGGUGGCUGAGGUGCAGAGACGCCUCUCGCCGCCGGAGUGCCUCAACGCCUCACUGCUGGGCGGGGUGCUGAGGAGGGCCAAAUCCAAGAAUGGAGGAAGAUCCUUAAGAGAGAAGCUGGAUAAAAUCGGCUUGAAUCUACCUGCAGGCAGACGCAAGGCGGCCAACGUCACCUUACUGACGUCACUAGUGGAGGGAGAAGCGGUGCACCUUGCCAGGGAUUUCGGUUAUGUAUGCGAGACCGAGUUUCCAGCCAAGGCGGUAGCCGAAUAUGUAAACCGUCAGCAUUCCGACCCAAACGAGCAAGUCCAAAGAAAAAACAUGCUAUUGGCCACAAAACAAGUGUGCAAAGAGUUCACAGACCUGCUGUCCCAGGACCGCUCGCCGCUGGGAAACUCACGGCCACAGCCCAUUCUUGAACCGGGAAUCCAAAGCUGCUUGACCCACUUCAGUCUAAUCUCGCACGGUUUUGGGACCCCUGCACUGUGCGCGGCCGUCACGGCCCUGCAGAACUAUCUGACCGAGGCUAUCAAAGCCAUGGACAAAAUGUACCUCAACAACAACCCCAAUAGUCACUCAGAUAACGGCACUAAAGGUGGAGACAAAGACGAGAAGCACAGAAAGUGAUGUUUUGCAUCCCACCGUCAACGAGGCUCAAGCCCCCUUUUCUGCAGCCGCCUCGCCCCUCCAACCUCCCCAAUCUUCCAAUAUAAAUAUUAUAAAUACCCUAUAAAUAUUAAUGAUAAAGUCAAACGUGCCACUUCCUGAUCUUACACCGGUUUUACGUGAUUUGUUUGUACAUCCUUCGGAGCCAAGAGGAAAGGACGCAAAAAUCCUCUUCUUCCACCUGAACCAUACAAGACAUUGUUUUAAAAAAUACAAAAAAAGAAGAAAAAAAUACAGCUGCGGAGGAGCAGCUCUAGGUAAAGGUGUACUGCCUCACCCAGAGGACUUUUUAUGAACUCCCUCCCCUUAUUUUUUAUGAGCUGCAACGAAUGGACUGAAAUCCAGCGACCCUUCUAUAUCUCAAUUUUACGAUUGUGGCAAAAAAAAGAAGCUAAAAGUGGAUGAAUUCUUAUCAGUAUUGUGAGUAAACUUGAGAAAUUAAAAAAAGAAGAAAAAAAAAAGGAAAUUUCCAGAUAUCCAUGCCAUGACUUCAGUUGUAGACUCUCUCCAAGCGACCAACUUGAACUUUUUUUGAAUUUCAACACGAUUCGCGGUUAUAUAAGGGAAUCAGUGUUCAUGUAUGUAUAUAUUUAUUUAUGUGUAAUUUAAUGGGAAUUGUAAAUAUGGUGCGUCUGUUGAAACUUUUUUUUUAUUUAUCUGGUGCCUCCUGUUUUAGUGGGUUUGAAUAUUCGGUUAGUUCUUCACGUGGUUUUAUGGUUCUAGAAAAGUUUUUGGGGUCUUUUAUUUCUCUGGGAUAUUUCCAAUUAAGCCCUCUUGUAGCAUGUUGACGCAACACUGAAGCAAGUGAACAAAAAUUGAAUAGAAAUAAACUCCAGUUUCUCUCUCUCUAUAUAUAUCACCCUAUUCUGUUAUUUUUUUGUUAUGAUUUGAUAUGAGACAGAGCAUAAGUGACACCCUGAGAAGAUUUUGUUUUGUGUCUAUUUUUUAUACAAGCUUAUAUGUGUUGUGCCAAUCAGAAAACCUCUCGUCCUCUCCUUGAAGCACCAUAAAAGCAAUAAAUGGAAUCUUUUUUUUUCUCUCAAUGUUCGAAGACAUUCAGAAACAUUUUUUGGGACCACCUGAUAUCUUGUUAUGUCCGAUUAUGUCCAAAAAUUGGAGGCGGUUUUAGCUGUAUUGUAUAGACAUGUGCUGGCAAUAGUUCCUAUGCCUGUCAAUGUAUUAUAGUCCUUUGUUGCCCAGAAAAAAAUAAAUAUUUGAUACGCUUCA